CGCACCUUUCAGACAAAUAGCUGGAAUUCUGGCCUAUCUUGGAUCUGGGGCAUUAGCGCAAAGGACAUAGCGAGCCUUGCACAUGUCCCUCCUCCAUGUUCCAAAUUGCUGUGACGCUGCUCAGUGGGCAGACAACAAGUGUCGGCGUGCAAGGGGAGACACGAAUGGACUAUAUCAAGCGCGAGGCGCAGAGGAACUUGAAGAUUGGACUAUAUGCGUUGGUAGACUCUUCUGGCACGCUUCUGAAACCUUGGAAUCGAGUCAAGAAGGUAGGUCUACAAGAGGGCUCAUCGGUGACCGCCGUAGUGCGCACCGCGCAGCUCAUUGGAGACCGCGGAGCACGAGGCUUUGCGGUGCUACGUGCAGACGGUGGUGUGGUCAGCUGGGGCCACCCGAGCUUCGGUGGAGACUGCCUACGCGCUCAGCCUCAAUUGAAAGACGUGGCAAAGGUUUUUGCCAACUGCGGUGCUUUCGCAGCCAUUCGGUGCGACGGCACAGUGGUGACAUGGGGGAACCCCAAUUGUGGAGGAAAUUGUCGAAAAGUCCAAGCGCAACUCCAAGAUGUGAAGGACAUUUGUCCUGGAAAUGUGCCACCGUAUCGGGCCAUCAUCGAGGGGGCCUUCGCAGCCAUCCGCAAUGAUGGUCAUGUGGUAACUUGGGGGAGUCCUGGUUGUGGCGGCGACAGCAGCAUGGUACAGGAGGAGUUGCACAGCAUCAUUGAGGUCCGUGCAACCUGUGGUGCAUUUGCAGCUCUGAGGGCUGAUGGGAAGGUCAUCGCCUGGGGAGAGGACUCAGAAGCUACAGAUCUCAAAGCUGUAGAAGGUGAAUUAUGUUCAGUGGAACGGCUCUUUUCCAACUUGCGCUCCUUCGCUGCCAUUCGAACUGACAGACGUGUGGUGACCUGGGGCUGCGACAUUGCAGGGGGCAACAGCAGUGAAGUGCAAGAGGAGUUGCAUGAUGUCUAUGACAUUGCAGCGGUGGAUCUGGCAUUCGCAGCCAUCAAGACAGAUGGUUCGGUGGUCACUUGGGGGAAUCGCAAGCUUGGCAGCAACAAUGCAGCAGUAAGGUCGGAACUCUACGACGUUCAGCAGGUAUGUGGCACUGCUAGCUCUUUCGCAGCUUUGCGGGCUGAUGGUAGGGUUGUGACUUGGGGUCAGCCUGGAGCUGGUGGUGAUAGCAGUUGUGUCCAGGACACUGAAUCUCUGAACGCUACUCAACUCCUUCUGUAAACAUUCUUGCGCAGGGUUUUCAAUAGUGAACGGCUCUGUGUGGCAAGAACUGCCAAUGUGAGUUUGCCAGAGGUGUCCAUUGGAGUGGGCUGUCUAACUUGAACCUUGCCGCUUCCCAACUGAAGGACCAGCUUCAUGAGAUUUGUCAAGUCGUUGCGGCAGAAAGCGCAUUUGCAGCUCUCCGGUCUGACGGGAAGGUCAUCACAUGGGGAAGGAUGGACAUUGGCGGUGACAGUAGCACGGUUCAACCUGAACUCAGAGAUGUGGUCACAAUUUGCAGCUCAAGACAUGCUUUUUCUGCUAUCAGAGCUGAUGGCCGAGUCAUAUCUUGGGGGCGAGCCGAUCAGGGGGGUGAUAAUUCCAAGCUUGGCGCGGUGGAUGUCUUUGCAAUCAGGGAGCGCAGCCUAUAGCUUUCCUUCAGCUUGCCAAAGAUUGCUAGCUGCUAGAUAGAAACCUUCAGUCUUGGAUUGUUUAAGUGGCCUGGGAACAACAAGGAUGACCAGUUGCUGCUGCACAGCAUUCGCGUCGGCAUGCUUUUGCUGCUUCUGCUCCCUGCCAUCGAAUUCAGGGGCUUUGAUCGCCC
Molecule: messenger RNA, 1812 nt
Organism: Durusdinium trenchii
Lineage: Eukaryota; Dinophyceae; Suessiales; Symbiodiniaceae
Source: the annotation of a GenBank genome assembly